This is a messenger RNA of Laccaria bicolor S238N-H82, 813 nucleotides long. RefSeq lists its product as uncharacterized. Bases 1 to 813 code for a protein of 270 amino acids. The transcript has 4 exons. The record is from RefSeq and is a predicted model, not a curated record. NCBI's taxonomy places the organism in Eukaryota, Fungi, Basidiomycota, Agaricomycetes, Agaricales, Hydnangiaceae.
AUGGCGUAUGGGCCUUUUGGCCUGCACUUUGGCCUGACAGCCCUCAUAGCAACGGUCUGUCUAUGCUUUCUGGAUGGUCGUACUUUCAACGCCAACUCCUGCCGACCUCAAUAUGUGGAAGCCGACGGCUCUUUUUCCCAUCCGAAAUCGUAUGCCCCCCUCCAAUCUGAUGUUACGACGGCUGUCUCAUUGGCAGCCACAGUGACACGCGUUGCUGCUGGAUGGUGGGCGACAGACCUCAUUUGGCGUAGCAUUUUUGUGUCCAUGGAGCGAGACGGUAUUUCCGCAAAAGCCUUAUCGCAAGUGGUUUCGAAUAGACCACCUGCACCUCGCCACUUUAUUCAAAAAAGUAACGCGGUCAUCAUAUACAUAAUUCUUUUCGCUACAUUCGCCAUCGAUUAUUUCUCCGCGGCUUUAACUGGUUCAUUGGUUUGGGAGCCUGCGAGCACGCUUAUUCCUGGAAGGGUAGCACUCACUGGGAUCACGAGAGGGGUCAGUGGCAUUGAUAUUACAGGAUACUUCAACCAUAAGCCCAACCGAACUUUGGUUGUGGAAGUGGGUUCCGCUUCUGCAAUUGUCGCAUGGGGGAUUCACCCGCCGGACUUCUUCAAUGGGGCAGAACCUUCAACAGUUUUCCGGCGUGUUAUCAAAGGAGCGCAAUACAUCUCUGUCAAUUCCACCCUCAAUACCACAAUGCCUUAUUUCGCCCUCGACGCUUUCGAAUGGGUAUUGGAUCCCGACCAAGUCAUCAGCAAAACCUGGAAUUAUGGAGCAGAUCUGCAGCCCUCAGUAGCAAACCCUGGGAUAUCCUAA